Nerophis lumbriciformis (worm pipefish) is the source of this 2350-nucleotide messenger RNA. RefSeq names its product U3 small nucleolar ribonucleoprotein protein MPP10-like. Gene Ontology annotation, biological process: rRNA processing. Lineage: Eukaryota; Metazoa; Chordata; Actinopteri; Syngnathiformes; Syngnathidae. Gene Ontology annotation, cellular component: nucleus; small-subunit processome; Mpp10 complex. The record is from RefSeq and is a predicted model, not a curated record.
GGAACCUUUUUGUGCAGCACACAUUUCCCUCACAUGUGUGGCUAACGAUGGCUACCACAGACAUGGGGGUCACGUUGGAGGAGAGUUUAAACAAACUUGACGUCACCACUCAGCAUCCAGAGGACUUUUUGAGCCUUCAAGAUGCUGUGGCAACAGACUAUACAUCUCUCACUAAGACCCUUUAUGACCUCCUCAAAGCCCAGGAGCCAAAAGUUUAUAAUGGCAGCCCACUAGUUCAGCUGGUGGUGAAAAACUUUGACGAAGAGCAAAUCUGGCAGGAGCUUGAGCUGCAGAACUCUGCUGUGCUAAAACACUUUGGAAAUGCAGUUGACGAUGUUUUGUCUGAUGAGACAGUUUCAGUACUACUGGAGGAGUACAUUGAAGAAGAGUCAGGGGACAAGGAAGAAGGAGAGCCCGUUGAAAGUAUGGAUGAGGAAGCAGAAGAGGAGCCACGGAGUAGGUUAAAAAAAUUGUCGGACUGUGCAGCAGAAGAUUACACAGACGAUGACUCCGAUUUAGAUUUUGAUGUGGAUGCCCUGGAGAAGCGGGAGAAGAAAAAGAGAGAACCUGCAGGGAAACAUUCCGAAAUGAAGAGCCGUCCCUCAGAAGUUGAUGAUAUGUUCUUUAAGCUGUCAGAGAUGGAGUCGUUUCUUGAUGACAUGGACAAGCAAGAAGGGAAGGAACACAGAGAUCAAAACGAAGUAAAUUACUUUCAGGACCUGCCCUCUGAUGAGGAUGAUGAUCUCGACCUUGAAAAGAUUUCUCUGAAAAAGGAGACGAAAAGCACUCAGGCGAGGAGCUCCAGGGAUCUGAAGUACAAGGAGUAUUUUGAUGCUGUCGACGGGGCUGUGGUGGAAGCAGAUGAGAAGUCAGAUAGUGAGGAUGAAGAUGGUAAAGAAGAAAUGGAUGAGGAAGAAAUGGAUGAUGAAGAUGACGAUGGUGACCUUGACGAAGACCUCGACGAGAACAAGAACAUGAACCGAGAGUCUCUUAAAAAAGUGACCUUUAACCUCUCUGGAGAUGAGGGUAGUGACGGGGAGGACCUUCAGGACAUUUUUGGAGGAGGAAAAACAAGUCCAGCAAAAUCCGAAUCCAAGUCAUCAUAUGAGAAGUGUCAAGAAAAGAUGUCGCAAAAGAUCGAUGAGUUGGAAAAGGCCGCCCUUGGACAGAAGUCAUGGCAGCUGUCUGGAGAGGUGACGGCGCGAAAGCGCCCGGAGAACAGCAUGCUUGAAGAAGAUUUGGACUUUGAGCAUGCAUCCAGAAAGGCUCCUGCAAUCACAGCAGAAACUACUCUACAGCUUGAAGACAUCAUUAAACAACGAAUUAAAGACCAGGCAUUUGAUGAUGUGGUCCGCAAGGAGAAACCUAAAGAAGCAGUGUUUGAAUACAAGAAGAGGCUAACGUUAGAUCACGAGAAGAGCAAGCAAAGUCUAGCAGAAAUUUAUGAGCAGGAAUAUCUCAAGCAGACACAGCAAAAGGCAGAGGAGGAGGAAAACCCAGCUCAUGUAGAAAUACAAAAACUGAUGGACACGCUCUUCUUAAAGUUGGAUGCCCUCUCCAACUUCCACUUCACACCCAAACCUUCUGUGCCUGAGGUGAAGGUGGUGUCUAACCUGCCAGCUGUCACAAUGGAAGAAGUUGCUCCGGUCAGUGCAAGUGAUGGCACACUUCUUGCACCAGAGGAAAUUAAGGAGAAAAACAAAGCAGGUGAUGUUGUAGGGGUAACGGAGAAAACAUCAACCGACAAGAAGCGCGAGAGACGACACAAGAAGAAGGUGAAACAUUUCAAAAUCAAGGAAAAAGAAAAGAAACUGAAGCUUAAAGAAGCCAGUGAAGCUGGAAACAACCAAAGGCUGUCAAAGGCCCAAGUCAAGGAAAACCUGAAGAAAGUCACCAAAGGAGGCAAAGCUACCAUACUAAAGGAUGAGGGAAAGGACAAGGCACUGCGGUCUUCUCAAGCCUUCUUCUCACAGCUUCAGGAUCAAGUGAAAAGUCAAAUUAAAAGCGCAAAAGGCCAGCCUCCAAAAAAGAAACGGAAGGAAGUUUCUGCCAGCAAACUCAAGUUAUAAUGACUGACUGUUAUGACAGAUUGUUUUGUUGUACAUAUUAUUACUUCUUUUACAAACAGCUAUCUUUGAAUUAUUUACUUCUGUGUAAUUACUUUGAACUUACAUGACAUCUAUUCAAAUGCAUUUGUCUUCCUAUGGCGACAUGGCGAAUUUAGUAUGUUUGCGCAGGGUUUUUAAGUAAGACCGUGGCAUCACUGCAAGCAUGAUUAUUACCUUUGCGUACUGUCAUGAUGCUGUAAUUUUCUAACAGAAAUUACAUUAAAGCAAGAUUUAAAUACAGA